Triticum turgidum subsp. durum (durum wheat) is the source of this 612-nucleotide messenger RNA. The record is from the annotation of a GenBank genome assembly. NCBI's taxonomy places the organism in Eukaryota, Viridiplantae, Streptophyta, Magnoliopsida, Poales, Poaceae.
AUGGAUCGGCACGGGCACGGGCAGCAGCAGCACCGGCUGGUGACGGUGCCGAUGCCGCGGGAGGGGGAUGCGGCUUCCUCUUCCUCCUACGCGGGAGGGGGCGUGGUGGCGCGGGAGGCGGCGGCGCAGGCGCUGGGGGCGGUGGUGCAGCUGCACUUCGACAAGACGGUGGAGAAGAAGCGCAGCGCCGACGCGCAGAAGCAGGAGCUCUGGCGCCUCUUCCUCGCCUUCUUCCUCUUCCUCGCGCUCGUCCUCUCCUCCGUCGCCGGCGGGGGCCGCCUCCAGUGCCGCCACCUCUGGGCCCCCGCGGGCCUCCUCUCCCUAGCCCACCUCGCCUUCUACGCCGCCGUCGCGCACCACCUCCGAUGCCUCAACGGCUUCAGGUACCAGCGGCGGUGCCACAAGCUGACGCUGGCGCUGGCGGCGGACCGGCUGCGGAUGCUCAAGUCGGCGGGGGAGGUGGUGGCGGCCGCCGACGUGGAGGUGCCCUACCAGGAGCCACACGAGACCUACCUCGCCAAGUUCAAGCGCAGCUGGGCCAUCCACUUCGCCUUCCUCAUCGCCACCUUCGCCUUCUCCGUCGCCGCCGCCGUCGCAGUCCUCUGCUUCUAG